AUGUCAUCUUCAACCACACAAAUUGAAGUAAGCUGGGAACCGUCAUCUAGUCCACUCUCCGCUGACUACUAUAUCAUACGCUACAGUCUCUAUCAGAAGCUUGCCUGCCAAUCACCAGAAACCACCCCAACAGAGUUUGAAGUGAAUACGAAUGUCACACAAUAUACUAAUCUAGCUGGGUUGGAGCCUUACUCGAGAUACCAGAUCACCGUUACAGCUGUAAAUGGUGCCGGGCAGAGUGAACCCACGAUCGGCUAUUCGAAUACCAGCCCAGGACCACCGUCCAACAUUACAAAUGUCAGGGUUAACCCAGAAAGGACGUCUCCAACACGAUUAGGAUUCACCUGGCAACCUCUCAACUGUAGAAAUGUGAAUGGAGUGUUCUCGUACUACUAUGCAAGAAUCUACAAGGAUGGUGAUAGAAUUAAUGCACCGGCUGGGACUACAUACUUGGAUGAUGACAUGUCAUACUCAUCAGUAGAGUUCAAUGGUCUUGAGGCAUGCACGAUGUAUGAACUGAGAAUCAACGCCGUAAACCGUGGUGUGGGAGCUCUUGGAAAUCCGUCUCAUGCUAUCGGUGUAACGGGAGUCACUUUCACAAGUGCAUCCUCUUAUGCAACUGGGAAUCAACCUAGUCUGACAGUUCAGUGGAGUGUUCCGUCUCAAUGCAAUGUGGAUUACUACAGGGUAUCAUAUCAACUCAUCUCACGUAAGGCAUGUCAAGAUGUUCCUGUAAUAGAUGCCCCAGUCCUCGAACUUAACGUCACAUCAAAUACCACACAUGUCUCCGAAUACCUUUCAGACUUGGAAUAUUACGCAACUUAUAGCAUUUCCAUCAUAGCUGUGAUAAGGAGAGCAGAGAGCCUACCUAUGAAUGUUAGUGGAGACACACGAGAUGGAGACCCCUCUGCUAUCGAGUCAGUGUCUUACACCUCUACUGCCCACUCCUUGCGCUUUGUGUGGGAGGAACCCUCCUGCGAAAGCCUACACGGUGCUUUUGAUCGCUACGAAUACGAUCUCUAUGAUCCUACUGGUGGGGGUAGAUAUGUCCGGUAUCCAACGAUCAUCCGAAGAAACAAUGUACACAUAACUGGUCUUGAUGCUUGCACGGAAUAUCGCUUCAGAAUAAGAGUAGUUACUACCCAACAGAGAAGGAGUGAAUGGCAUAUGGAAAUGGCAAUGACUAAUAUAUCAGCUCCUGGAAUGCCAGUUAUUACAGAGCUUACCCCGCAUCAGGAAGACGGUGGCACUACUGGUCUAACAGUAUCAUGGCAACCUCCUUCCUCACCUCCAUGCCAGCCUACACAUUAUGAAAUCAAAUACUAUGUUCUCCAAGGCGAUAUGUGUGAGGAUACCUCGAGUGAUCGUAUAAUGAUUUCAGCAGGGACCGUCAAUGGUUCAACUUUCACCUUCAAUGUCCUGGAGUUGCGUCCCAACUCUGAGUACAGGGUGUUCGUGAGAGGCAGAACCAGUAGCGGUUAUGGUGAUGCGGAUUCCCUAUCAGCUACUACAGGAUAUUCACAUCCUACUGGUCCUUCAAUCAAUAUUCAGUCCACUUCCAUCAAGAAACGUAGUGUUGUCUUCACUUGGGAGAAACCAGAAUGUGGUGAUCGGAAUGGACCAAUCUCAAGCUACGAAGUUAUGCUUUCCAAUUAUACAGGAGGCGUGGUUUAUCAUGGUAAUGUUUCGGGACCUGAGCACAAUAUAUUUGGCCUCAUCCCCUAUUCGAAUUACAGCAUUAGGAUCAGAGCUUGGAAUUAUGAACUAGCAGGGGAGUAUGGUCCAGCGAUUUGGGCACAGACAGAUGAAGCAAAGCCAGCGCCACCAAUCAGAGUAAAUCUGCCAUCUUCCGACCAGGAGAGCAUCACAGUAGACUGGAUGUCACCGAACCCUCCUCUGGGCAGGAUAAUAGGUUACUACAUUAAAUACUGGGAGACGUUUGGUAAUAGUUCCACGCCCACAAACGUCAGCAUCCCGUGUCGGGACGGGCUUUGCUCUGACAUUAACUACAGGUUGUCCACAGCUAUUCCCGAACUCCAGGCAGACACGAAUUAUUCCGUUCAGGUCAUGGCGGAGACCAUUCGUGGUAUUGGUGACUCAAGCCCGGACCCACCCGUUGUCAGGAUUACAUCAAAAGGAAGACCCGCAUGUGUACAGGCCCUAAGGAUAUCUUCUUCAAUCACGACAGUUGUAGUCAGCUGGGAACUGUCAUCUAGCCUAUGCUCCCCUGACUACUAUAUCAUACGCUACAGUCUCCUUCAAAAGCUUGCCUGCCAAUCACCAGAAACCACCCAAACAGAGUUUGAAGUGAACACCAAUGUCACGCAAUACAAUAAGCUAGUGGGGUUGGAGCCUUACUCGCGAUACAAGAUCACCGUUACAGCUGUGAAUGGUGCCGGGCAGAGUGAACCCACGAUCGGCUAUUCAGAAACCAGGCCAGGACCACCGUCCAACAUUACAAAUGUCAGGGUUAAUCCAGAAAGGACGUCUCCAACACGAUUAGGAUUCACAUGGCAACCUCUUAACUGUAGAAAUGUGAAUGGAGUGUUCUGGUACUACUAUCCAAGAAUCUACAAGGAUGGUGAUAGAAGUAAUCUACCGGCUGGGAGGGAAUACUUGGAUGAUGACAUUUCAGACUCAUCAGUAGAGUUCAAUGGUCUUGAGGCAUGCACGAUGUAUGAACUGAGUAUCCAUGCCGGCAACCGUGACGUGUCAACUCCUGGAAAUUUGUCUAAUGCCAUCGGUGUAACAGGAGCUACUUUCACAAGUGCAUCCGCUUAUGCAACCGGGAAUCAACUAAGAGUUCAUUGGAGUGUUCCGUCUCAAUGCAAUGUGGAGUACUACAGAUUAUCAUAUCAACUCAUCUCACGUAAGGCAUGUCACGAUGUUCCUAUAAUAGAUGCUCCAGUCUACGAACUCAACGUCACAUCAGUUUCCACAGAUGUCACCAAAUACAUUUCGAACUUGGAAUAUUACGCCACUUAUAACAUCUCCAUCAUAGCUGUGAUAAUGAGAGCAGAGAGUCUACCUAUGAAUAUUAGUGAAGACACAUUGGCUGGAGAUCCUACUGGUUUCCCUACUAAUAUCCAGUCUACUUCCACCAAUAAACGCAGUAUUGUGUUUACUUGGGAGACACCAGAUUGUGGUAAUCGAAAUGGACCAAUCUCAAGCUACGAAGUUAUGCUCUCCAAUUCUACAGGAGACGUGGUUUAUCAUGGUAAUGUGUCAGCUAGCGCAGAACCUGAGCAUGAGAUAUUUGAACUCAUACCCUCUUCGAAUUACAGCAUUAGGAUCAGAGCUUGGAACUAUGAACUAGCAGGGGAGUAUGGUCCAGCGAUUUGGGUACAGACAAAUUAAGCAAAUUAUCAACCCAGAACCCACCAACAACCCACCAACAUCGUUGACAUCCUUGUCAUGUAGUCCAGAGAUACCUACGAUAAUGAUGAUCAGGGAUUUGUCCGAAGCAUUAUGGGCCAUGACCUGCAUGGUGGUAAUAAUGCGGACUGUAAUGAUGAUUAGGCUUGUUGCAUUCACAUUCACAUCGAUUGGAGACAUUGAACUGGGGCUCACAUUGCAAUUAAUUUUGAGGAUUUACUCAAACCCUGGAGUCUCAAUCUAUAACACAUGGAUAAAUAGCAUUCACAAUUGGGAGACAUUGAUAAAAAGGAGUCGGGCUAACUCGGACCGGAAAGGUUUAGGGUU
Strongylocentrotus purpuratus (purple sea urchin) is the source of this 3702-nucleotide messenger RNA. Its product is annotated as fibronectin-like. The record is from RefSeq and is a predicted model, not a curated record. Gene Ontology annotation, molecular function: protein binding. Lineage: Eukaryota; Metazoa; Echinodermata; Echinoidea; Camarodonta; Strongylocentrotidae. The coding region runs from base 1 to 3357 and encodes 1118 amino acids. The transcript is spliced from 15 exons.